AUGGCGGCGCCCUCGUGUGAAAUGCAGCUUGCUCCUGUCAAAAAGACUACAGUCCGAGGACCCAGGCGAGUGGCCAAUCAGAUUCCAGAUGAGAUCCUGCGGGAUGCCAAUUUGCAGGAGGCCAUCAAAGGCCUGCCUGCAAAUUACAACUUUGAAAUCCACAAGACUGUGUGGCGAAUAAGACAAGCCAAAGCAACAAGAGUGGCUCUGCAGCUUCCAGAGGGCCUGCAGUUAUUUGCAUGUGUCAUCGCAGACAUCAUCGAGAGGUUCACAGAUGCGGACACCAUCGUGAUGGGGGACGUAACAUACGGGGCAUGCUGCCUGGAUGACUUCACAGCCCGUGCAUUGGGAGCUGACUUCAUGGUGCACUAUGGUCACAGUUGUCUUGUCCCCAUAGACUCCAACACCGGAAUUAAGAUGCUCUACGUGUUUGUGGACAUUCAGAUGGACAACGCACACUUCCUUGACACGGUCAAGUUCAACUUCCCUGCCGGAGAAUCACUGGCGCUUGUCAGCACCAUUCAGUUUGUGGCUGCACUGCAGGCAGUGAGUGCAGCCCUCAAGCCUGACUACGACGUGCUGGUCCCACAGUGUCGACCUCUGUCACCAGGGGAAAUUUUGGGAUGCACUUCUCCUCGCUUAGACCGCAACGUCAGUGCCAUAAUUUAUUUGGGAGAUGGAAGAUUUCACCUGGAGUCGAUCAUGAUAGCGAAUCCAGAUAUACCUGCCUACAGGUAUGACCCCUACAGUAAAGUAUUCUCCAGGGAGUAUUACAACCACGAGGCUAUGCGCGCCUUAAGGCAAGAGGCCAUCGACAAGGCACGCUCAGCCCAGAAAUGGGGUCUCAUUUUAGGUACGCUGGGCCGUCAGGGUAACCCAAAAGUUCUGGAGCACCUGGAAUCAAGGUUGCAGUCGCUGGGCAGGCGUUUCACUCGAGUUCUUCUGUCCGAGAUUUUCCCUAGCAAGUUGGAUCUACUGCCUGAUGUCGACGCGUGGGUGCAAAUUGCGUGUCCACGGCUGUCCAUCGAUUGGGGUUCUGCCUUCUCAAAACCCCUACUGUCUCCCUAUGAGGCAGCGGUGGCCCUCCAGGAAACGGACUGGAAGGAAGUCUACCCAAUGGACUUUUACUCCAAUCAAAGCUUGGGGCCAUGGACACCCAACCACCCAGAUAACCAGUCAGCUAGGCCCCCUCGAGCCCAAGCCCAGCUCUUCACCAGGAGUUACCUUGGGGACUUUGCUGCACCCCCUCCCUCUCACCUACCCUUCUCUUCCUGCUCCAGCUGCACGGAGCCCAGCGGCACGUACGUCAGCCGCGCAGCCGCCGAUGGCGCACAGUUUCUUUAA
Nerophis lumbriciformis (worm pipefish) is the source of this 1344-nucleotide messenger RNA. The record is from RefSeq and is a predicted model, not a curated record. Lineage: Eukaryota; Metazoa; Chordata; Actinopteri; Syngnathiformes; Syngnathidae.